UUAGGAAUUACUUAGAUAGUUUUGGCAUACACUUAUUUAAAAAAAAAAACAAAAAACUUGCCUUGUUUGUUGAGGUCUUUAUCUUUAGCUAAUUUUAACUUAUCCUGAAAACCACCAUAAAUGAGACUGGCUUGAUAAGUACUUCCAGAAUGACGAUUCAGAGUUAAGGCAACUGUCUGCAAAGUGAUUAAUGAUUAAGUGGUUUGGCUAGCUUCAUGUGAAACAUUAGGAAAUAACUGUUCUUGCUGUCUGAUGUGUCUGAAUUCUUAAGGUUUUCCCUUCGUAAAAGGAAAGAGUAAGAAACUUGUUCGUGGCCUAUUAACUGAUUCAUUAAUGAAUCAAGACUGGUUUGUAUCUAUCUGGUUUACCUUGUAGUAAACUAUUCAGGCAGAAAAUUUUUUGGUUGAUAAUUCUUCAUGACACACAGAGUGAAAUCAUGCUCUCAGUGAAGUUUAUGGAAGUUCUGCCAUUUUCUUUAUUGGCAGCUGGAAAACACCCAUAAUAGCAAAAAGAUUAAAAAUACUAAUGACAAAUCUGACAAGUCGCUUUUUCUGCACUGAGAAGCAGACUUUCUUUUUCAGGCCUGUGUGACUGUAAAGCAUUUUAAACACCUGCAAAACUUAGUACUGCAAAUCACUGACUACUUCCUUGUCUAACACGAGCUAUAAAGCUGGUUUCCCUUAUUGUUGCAAGUCUUGAUUUAUUAAGUGAUGGCGUAAACUGAGCACAGUCUUCACUUGCAUAAAUUCCAUACCCUGCCUACCUCUUUAAAAAUAAUUUCCUUACCAAGCAGGAAAUAUAACUUUGAGUUUCUUGUCAUGGAGAAAUGUCUGUAGUGGCGACGUUAGCUGUUGACUGAUCUUUGGACUACUUUGAUCCUGGCUCUUGAGGAACUCAACCUUGCCUUUUUUGAGAGGGUCAAGAGAAGUGGCCAGUGAUGCUAUUGGUGUCAGUCUAAUUUGGUGUUUCAGCUUUUUCAUGUCCCAUAUAAAACAUCAGUUUCCCAGCACUUUGGGAUUUUCUUCUUUUUAAUACUUUUUGAGCAUAAAUAUAACUAAAAUAUAGCUUGCAUAGCCACAACAAUAUACAGUAAGUGGAUAUAAAAGGAAGAAUAAAGCAGAAAACAGCAGUAGUUAUUCAUAGUAGUAUUUGGUCAUUGUAACUGAGUUGAAAAUGUAUCCAGAGUAGUGCGAGUACAGUCUGUCGUCCCCGUCCCCCCCAAGAAUUAGGGUACUGUCAGUCAAAUAUAAAAAACCCUAUUAAGGUGUACUCAGAAAUUUUCUGCUGUAUGGGAAUGGGAAUAGUUUGACAUCUGUGAAACUCUGAACAUCAUCUAAAGUUUUGAAAUCACCUUGGCAAGGAAAAAACCUUAAGGUAGUUUGGGCUUAAUUUCACUAUUCUGUUAGGAAGCUUUUUUAAAAAAAAAAAAAUCAAAACCAUUCCCAAAUAUUAAGCUAUAUUUUGAGUUUUUCCUAGUAUUCUUGGAACAUUUUAAUUCCUUUUUGGACGGGGGGAGGUAUUCUGUUAUCAAUAUUUGGCAUAAAAAAUGUAAUAGGUGCGUGUAUAUAUGUGUGUGUGUAUAUAGAUAUAUAUUUAAAGGAGCUAUUAAAAUUACCAUAAUGGCCAAGACAAAAUUCUGUAGAAUUAGCAUGCUUCAGGUUGCAAGCCAGAACUGGGGUAUGUCAAGAAUGAAACUCAUUAGUACAGAAACCCGAUUUCUAAAAAGCUUCUCAAGUAGAAAGAUUCUGCUAACAUAAAAUAGGCUAAAUAUUGGGCCUAGCAACUUUACAUGUUUGUUACAUUUGUAAUAUUAUUUGCAGUUGUAUGUACUAUGGGGCUUCAUAUUUUUCAGAAAGACUGAUACGGUUAAUUGUAGCUUUCCAGGUUGAGAAAGGAAGUUCCAUAUUGUUUUUCUGUAGCAGAUUCCUGUUGCUAUGCAACAAACAGAAUGUCACUUAGUACAGGAUAUAUUAAAUUUGUAUUCUCUGCACAUAUCUCUGCAUGUUCAUACUCCAAGGGGAGGUUAUAGUUCAGGCUUUCUACGGAAGACUUAAUGUGAUAUAUACAUUUACAUUUUUCUUCAGACGCUUGCUGUAACUCUGGUUACAAUGAACAGAGCAUCUGCCAAGCACGAGCUGCAGUUAUGGUCUACGAUGAUACCAAUAAGAAAUGGGUACCAGCUGGUGGGUCGACUGGAUUCAGUAGAGUUCAUAUAUAUCAUCACACAGGAAAUAAUACAUUUAGAGUAGUGGGCAGGAAAAUUCAAGAUCAUCAGGUGGUAAUAAAUUGUGCCAUUCCAAAAGGAUUGAAGUACAAUCAAGCUACGCAGACCUUCCACCAGUGGCGUGAUGCUAGACAGGUGUAUGGUCUUAACUUUGGCAGUAAAGAAGAUGCCAAUGUCUUCGCAAGUGCCAUGAUGCAUGCCUUAGAAGUGUUGAAUUCACAGGAAACUGGUCCAACAUUGCCUCGACAGAAUUCACAACUCCCCCCACAAGUGCAAAAUGGCCCAUCACAAGAAGAGUUGGAAAUCCAGAGAAGACAGUUGCAAGAGCAACAACGGCAGAAGGAGCUUGAACGGGAGAGGCUGGAUCGUGAGAGAAUGGAACGGGAGAGGCUGGAGAGAGAGAGACUAGAAAGGGAAAGACUUGAGAGAGAGCGACUAGAACAGGAGCAGUUGGAGAGAGAGCGGCAAGAAAGGGAGCGGCAAGAACGCCUAGAAAGGGAGAGACAAGAAAGGGAGAGGCAAGAUCGAGAGAGACUUGAACGACUUGAACGGGAAAGACAAGAAAGAGAACGCCAGGAACAAUUAGAAAGGGAACAACUGGAGUGGGAGAGAGAGAGAAGAAUUUCAAAUGCUGCUUCAUCUUUCGACAACUCCCUGUUUAGCACACCACUUCCUGAAUACUCCAGUUGCCAGCCUCCUUCAGCACCUCCUCCAUCAUAUGCAAAAGCAAUAUCAGCACCAGGGUCAGAUUCCACUCCGGAUUACGCUGUAGUGACCUCUGCACCACCGACUUCCACUCCCCCUACACCGCCACUAAGGCAUUCCGCAUCACGUUUUGCUACAUCUUUAGGCUCAGCCUUCCACCCUGUUCUUCCCCAUUAUGCUACAGUUCCUCGUCCUCUGAACAAAAAUUCUCAGCCACCUUCUCCUGUGAAUGCCCCAACUUCUUUGCCCCCAAAUACAAAGUCCAUUGUCUGGUCUGCUCCCAGUUUUGCACCACUUCCCCCAUCUCCUCCAGUAAUGAUCAGCAGCCCACCGGGCAAAGCUACUGGUCCAAGACCUGUCCUCCCAAUUUCUGCUUCUAGUUCUGUGUCCCAAAUGCCCCAGUCUCCUCCUCCUCCCAAUGGGCUUCCUGAGUCUGUAACUUACUCAGUUCCUUCACCUUCUACCUCAGGUCCAACGCCGCUGCCGCCGCCGCCACCACCUCCACCACCACUGCCUUCCUUUCCACCUGUCUCACUCUCUGGACCUCAAACUUCGCCUUCUCCUAGCUCCCCUAAUGCCUCAACUCCCUCAUCCAAGCCUAGUGUUCUCCCUUCUCCCUCUGCAGCUACCCCUGCCUCUGUUGAGAACUCUCUAAACUCUGUGCUGGGAGACUCCUCUGCUUCUGAGCCAGUCUUGCAGGCAGCCUCUCAGCUGAUUGAACCUCCGACCCAGCAGGGUGUCAUCCAAGGACCACCUGCACCUCCACCCCCACCUCCACUACCUCCUGGCCCAGCCCAGUCUUCAGCAGCAAUCCCACCUCCCCCAGGUCCUCCACCACCACCUCCACUUCCACCCUCAGGGCCACCGCCACCGCCUCCUCUUCCUAGCCAAGUUCCUCCUCCUGUUCCUCCUCCACCUCCUGCCCCUCCUCUCCCUACCUCUGGAUUUUCUAUGGGAUCUAUGUCUGAAGACAGUCGCCCUUUAACUGGACUAGCAGCUGCACUCGCUGGAGCCAAACUUAGGAAAGUGUCACGGAGUGAAGAGUCUUCUAGUUCAAGUGGAGGAGCUUCAUCUAAAACAGACACUGUUCGUGGAAAUGGACCACUUCCCUUGGGAGGCAGUGGAUUAAUGGAAGAAAUGAGUGCCCUCCUGGCCAGGAGGAGAAGAAUUGCUGAAAAGGGAUCAACAGAACCAGAGCAGAAAGAGGAUAAAACUGAAGAAUCAGAGCCUUCAACUUCCAAGCCUUCUUCAACAAGCACACCUGAACUAACAAGGAAACCUUGGGAAAGAACAAAUACAGUGAAUGGAAGCAAGUCUCCUGUUAUCUCCAGAAUAACUAAGCAAGGAGACUCAACAGGGAGACGGGAGUCUCCGUGGAAAAAUCUGAUUGUUUCUGAAAACAGGUCCUAUGAUUCAUUAAACAGACCAAAAUCUACACCAUCUGGGCAAACCAGUGCCAAUGGAGUACAGUCGGAAGGGCUAGACUAUGACAGAUUGAAGCAGGAUAUUUUAGAUGAAAUGAGAAAGGAAUUAACAAAAUUAAAGGAAGAACUCAUUGAUGCAAUCAGGCAAGAACUGAGCAAGUCAAAUACUGCAUAGAAAGACUAGGACUAAGCCAAUGUGACUCUUUCACUUGGUAUAAAGUCAACUACAUUUUGUGAGCUGUUAGAAGAAAAUGGAGACGAACACUUGGAAGGAGGGGAAAACGACAUUCUGAAAACUUUCAGACACAUCACUCUGGUGAUAUGCUUUUUCCUUCCUAGUUUGCUGCUUUUUUCUGACCUUUACAACAGGGUGGAAAAGAGUCUUAAAAGUUACUGUAAUGAUUAUGCAGAAAUUCCCACAUUUGUCAGACAAGAUCACAGUGCAUUGAGAUGUUCUCAUGUCAAGAUAAAAUUGCACAUAUUUCAGAAUUCAUUGUUAACACAAAAAAGGAGAAAAGCUUGGGAAGGCUUUUCAGAGAGGUUUUCUUUAUUAAUGAAGGAUUUAGCAAGCUAUCCUGUUGUACUGCAAAUGUAUCUCAGGUUUGUCUUCCUGUCAUAUUUGAUAUUUCCAUUAAUAACGUCAAAGAGCAGAUAUGUAAGUUCAUAUCACAAAAUAUGAAAUAAUUAGAAAUGUAUGCUUUAAAGGGCGAUAUCACCUAGAAAGCGAGGGUAUAUCAAGUUUUUGGAAUUUUAGGAUAGGAAGCCUCUCUAGUUAGCCUUCAUGCAAUUUUGUAAACAAAAAAGCAAGCAGAGAUGUAGAUGCCUUCCUAAAUUGUUACAAUGCUUUACCAAAUCUAAGACUUCUACAUAAUACAAACCAGUGGUCAAAAGUAAAUCAUUAGUAUGUUGUAGAUUUUCAGGCUGCUUUUUUUUUUUUUUUUUUUUUAAGAUUUAUGCAUGUGGACAUUUUUCUAAGGUUAACACAACACAAUCAGCUUUUUAAUUAAACAAAAAACAUUGCAUGUCAUAAAUAUUAAGUAGCCUUUUUCAUUUUUAAGGCUUAAUUAAUGCCAAGGAAAAGAGUUGGGGCGGGAGGAGGGGAAGGCGAUAGUUUCGGUUUAAAACUAUUUUUAUUAAUUUCUGCACUAUUUUUCCUCAUAUUACAUGCAUGUGUAAUAAUGAGGAAAAUUUUGUGACUUUUAUAAGUAACCAUGUUAACAGAACCAGGUACUUAAUCCUUUUGGUAUCAUUUCUUGAGUUAUUUGUAUUUCCGAUUCAAUAAUGGUUCUAAAACUCCCAUCUCACUUCUGUUUAAUUUCUUAGCUUGGUCAAAAUCCAAGUCGAUUUAAAUUUAUCAGCGAUUACCAGUGAUGCACCUGUGGUAGGACAGGAUGCACAACAAUUACCUGCUCCUGUAUUCUCUGAGGCUGCUUUUUGACUCUCUGAGGAAACAAGGGCAAGGGCUAUGAUGGAGCAUUAGAGCACAAGGUCACAGCAGAAAAAGAAAAAGGGAAGCAAAAGAACAGUAGUGGGGCAGCAUUAGCUUUAGUGAACAACGUGAGAACUUUUCAGGGGAGAUGACACUUUCCCCUUUCCCAUGGUUUAAAAAUGUGUUAAAACACAUAUAUGUGCAAUAUAUGCAAAUCAUAUAUGCAAAUCUUAUUUUAAACUAAUAAAAUUCAGUGGAAUAAAAAUCCUGCAAGUCAGAUCCGUAAUGCUUUGAAAAUAUUGUGGAUCAAAAUCUGCACUUUUUCAUUGCAUCUUGAAUUUUUCCAAGCUGUAAUAGUGCCAUAUUUGCUUUUCUAUACUGCUGAUUAGAAAAAAAAUUACCUGUGGUUUUGGAGGCAUUGUUCGUGUUACAGCUUACUUAGCUCCAUUUAUAGAACAAAAGUUUUAAAUGGCAUAUGCUCCUAAGUGCUGGAAACCAAAGCAAAUCAACAGCACUUUCUGCUUCUGAAAGGCUUGAAUGAAGGAAUUUUUCUCCAGUUUAAACAUGUUCCUGUUUCUAUAGAGACUCGAAUUGUAAACUUGUUCUACAAUGGAAAUAUUACCUAAAUCAGUAUAUAAUUAUUUUUCCAAAAACUGAUCAUCUUUCUUCAUGCAUUAGUGAAGGCAUUAAACAAAUUGCAGCAAGCUCAAAAUAAAAGGAGGCAUUUUCAUCUUUGAUACCUUUUGUUUUUGCAAACAUUUUAACAUUAAGAAAGUUUAUUCUUGUCAGAAAUCAUGUUUGAUUUUGUUUGUUAAGGAAGUUCAAGAGUAGCCUGCUAGAAAUGUAAUGGGAAUAAGUGGUCCAAAGUAGUAAUAAACAAUUAAACUGUCAGACGGGGGGAGAGGAAGAAACCUGGUUUAUGCACUAAACAUUUGUGCCUUGGUCUAAAAUUAACAUGAUUUCUGUUUAAAAGAAAGAAGAGCAGAUGUCUUUUUUUUGGCUGUUUCUACAUACAUACUUUACAUAAUCUCAUGUUGCUGAAUUGGUCCUUUCCAGAAAAUUUGAUUGAAUUAAAGCUUACUGUAACCACUUGCUGUCAUACUGACAGUUAUGCCAUUGCCAGAGAUUUCCGUAAUUAAAAUGAACUACAGAAGCUAAGAUUAUUUUGCUCACUGUUGAAAUAAGUUCUUUAAAAACCAUAUUAUGAUGGUUCUGUGCUUUUGUACAGUGGAUGUCUGAAACUGAGUACAGUUUAGGAGAUCCUUUCUAAUUCCAGGAAGGUAUUGCUUUCCUCAACACUGUGAUCUGAUCUGUGAUAAAUCUGUGCUAUACACAAGUGGCUAACAAGUCAGUUGCAAACAAACUGAAUGUAUAAAUCUUAGUGCUGGUGCUGAAAUCUCUUCAGAUAGUUGUCAUGAUUUCAAGUUCAUUGUUUAAAAAAGUUUUCAAGCAUCAAGUGUCAAUCAAAACUGAAGAUGAAACACUAAUGAAUGUUGAAUUUUCAUGCAUUUAGGUUUAUCUCCUUUUUAGUUUUCAGUUCAUUCUCUGCUAUUUUUACCAUAUUUGUGUCAUUUUAAAUUUCUUACAUGCUAACUUUGUUUUGUUUGAGCGAAUGAAAUAAAAUUGCAAUAUAUA
Molecule: messenger RNA, 7417 nt
Organism: Caretta caretta (loggerhead turtle)
Lineage: Eukaryota; Metazoa; Chordata; Testudines; Cheloniidae
Source: RefSeq, a predicted model, not a curated record